Molecule: messenger RNA, 7572 nt
Organism: Biomphalaria glabrata
Lineage: Eukaryota; Metazoa; Mollusca; Gastropoda; Planorbidae
Product: probable nuclear hormone receptor HR3
Exons: 13
Coding region: 2417-4189 (590 amino acids)
Biological process (GO): regulation of transcription by RNA polymerase II
Cellular component (GO): nucleus
Molecular function (GO): nuclear receptor activity; RNA polymerase II cis-regulatory region sequence-specific DNA binding; zinc ion binding
Source: RefSeq, a predicted model, not a curated record
GUUUAAAGUGCAUUUUGGACAAUUUUAGAGGCAACUCAUCAAUAUAAGUGGAUGUUUUCCAUAUGCUGUCCUGCUGCGUCCUAACAGACCAGACGACUUGGUACCGUGUCACGGUGUGUAACACCUACAUCGAGUGUUCAUCAAAUCUGUCACCAGGAACAUUGAUGAGCGAUAGUGUUUCAGUAAUUGCACCCGAAUCGUGUGUCAGAAAAGGGGGGCAGUCUCUGCCACGGAUGAAUCGAGUUGGCGGAAGAGAAGUACUUGUGUUUGAUGUGUCAUGGAUCUUAUUGCUUUUUCGGCUUUAGUCCUAGAUCUACUUUACUACCGCAAACAUUUCUCUUCCGCCCCCCCCCUUUUUUUUUUCUCUUCCGCACAGCGCGAAAUCCUUCACGUGACGAGGGAUAAAAAUAACUCGAGUAUUCUCCCUUGGCAUGCCCGCCCUCUUCAAGUUCCAUUCCCUCCCUUUUUGUUUUCCCCUUUCGCCUCCCCGCCACCCUAAGCCACCACUUCCAUCCGCACUUACCCAUCCUCCUCGCCCCCCACUCUCCCACCCUAUUAGUACAGUACUAGUAAAUGACUGUUGUGGUGGUGGAAGUCAGUGGUAAAGCCUAGCUGUGACUUGGCAAGGCAGUACACAAGGCGUUAUGAACGGAGAUAGUCUUACCUACACAACAGUCCUUUUCGUUGGACAUUGGAUGUGUGUCUCUGUGCGUGACCCCCCUCAAGGCGUACGCGAAUGAGCAUUACAUAUAUAGUCAACGAGAAUUCUCGGACGCAUUCAUGCUGGAUAUGCCGUUUGUUCUUAGUCCGUUUAGUUUAUUGUAGCUGAAUGUGUUUGUAGAUCUAAUUAAGGACAGAAUUCGUAUUAGAUGUUAAAGUCGCAAGUGCCCUUUGUAAAACGAUAAUACUUAUUUGGCAAAUAAUCUUUUUUUUUUUUCAAUACCUGUAUCAAUGCAUUUUUUGUUUGGGGGUAGAUCUACAGUAAGUUGCUUAUCCUUCAUUAGCUAUGCUCUGGUGCAAUUAAAGGAAUAGUAAUGAAUAGUUAUAAUUACCCCUAUGUGUUUGUGUAUGGCGCUUUUAUUUCUAGAAAGUGAGCAAGGAUUAAAUCGACUAAAACUCAUCAAUGUUUGUGUAAAUACUUAGAUGCAAGUAAUUAUUUUGAUACUUGUCUCCUACAAAGUGUAACGCUGGUUGAUCGCGUUAGGUCGUAUUGAUUCUCUAGUGUACGUCCAUUCAAUCUACUUCAAGUAACAUUGAUUCCUUGUGUUCGAACAGUUUCAUUGUAUCACAUGACUCCACAUUUCUGUUUUCAUACAUGGUACGGAACGGGAGGGGGGAGGGAUAAGGAUGCACUGUCCAGUAAGCUAAAGCAGUUUAACCAAAGGUCAAAUACUGAAUUAAAUAAGUCUAAGCUUCAAAUAAAUCAUUUCAUUUUAUUCAGCUGUUUGAGAGGGUGGGUUUACAUAGAAGAUUUAAAAAAAAAAAGAAUUAAAAUUGCGUUUUAAGCCCGCAUGAGAAUCCCAAAUGAGUUUUAAUGAUAUUUUUAUUUAAAUUACAAUACCAUCAACACGAACAUUGGUGAGACUAUAGGAAGUCUAUUUAAAAAUAGGAAGAAACGGUCGCCGGUGAAUGACCCCAGUACGCUUACGGUGUGUUGAAAAGCGGCGAGGGGAAGGGGUGGGGUGUUUUCAAUAGCUGAGACGGCAUGUCUUGCCAGCAUAGCGGUACCCAAGUCGAAAAGGUCAUUUACCUUAUUGAAUCCGACAGGUCUUUUCCUCGCCAACCAUAGCGAACCCUCCUGGGGUUUUGUGGUAUUAUGAAAUUUAGAUCGAGUAACAUUUGAACUGUUGUUGUAAAUAAGAUGGAUUCACUGUUCACGCGUUUACUAGCAUUGUAUAGUUCUCCAGAAUAAACAGAUAUAAAGAUUGUUACAGAACCCGUUUUAAUAUGCAUUUUAAUAUGCAAACUUUUUUUUCUUUCAAAGUAUGCAAUCCUUUCUUUAAUCGUUCAUAUCGAUAGUGUAGUCUGCAUUUGACUUGAUGACUGAAAAAAAAUUGUGCUUUGAAAAUUUGAUUUUAUUCCCCCACCGUGCCAAUGUGUUUAGCUUUGUAGUUUCUGUUUGGUACACUAUAUUAGUGUUGAAAAUGUUCUCAAUCUGAACAGAAAAGUUGGUCAGAGAGCUUGAAGAGGCAUUCUUUGAUAUUCUACACUCUGAGGACCAGCCAUCGUGUUUGUGGUCAUGAAUAAAACAAAACAUUUUCGCUGUUUGUUGUGGUGAUUCCCCGCUGUUAUAUGGAGUACAUAUUGCACCGUUCCUCCCCUUGACAAUUUGAGCGCCCCCCCCCCCCCCCCCACAUCCCAUCACCUCCUCCUUCGACUAUGAGCUGGCGGUGUGUGGUCAUCACUUGAUCCAUGAAUGUCGGGUAGAAGGAGCAUGAUGGCAGUAGGUGAAAUGCAUCAGCCCGGCUCAUGCUACAACGGCAAUGUCUCGGGCAAUGGCUUCUUGCACGUCAGUGGCCUCCCCAACCUGCACCCGGGCAGCAACGGCGCUGUUCUAAACAGUAGCGGGGCUGGGGACGGUCCCCACCAGCCUUACCACCACCACCACCAUCAUCAUCACAACCAUAAUCACCACCAGCAGCAUCCCAAUGCCGCCGCCGCCCCUGUUGGGGCCAUGGGCGGAAUGUCGAACAAUUUUUCGGAUAUGUAUCAUAGUUGGAUAGAUGAUUUGUAUGAAGAUGGGACACCCUAUAUCCCACCGGUGUCCCAAACAGUUACUAAUGAUGCUGGGAUGACAUUGGUUCGAGAUGACAAUGCUCUGCCUCACUCAGUACAGUAUUCCCCUUCAACAGAAGAGAGCAGCCUUCAGUUCUCACCACCUGUACCCAACAGUGGAGGGGAGUCUAGGGUUUCUAACACAAGAGCUCAAAUAGAAGUGAUCCCAUGUAAAGUGUGUGGAGACAAGUCAUCAGGUGUUCAUUAUGGUGUCAUUACUUGUGAAGGAUGUAAGGGUUUCUUUCGUAGAAGUCAGUCUGGUCCAGUCAAUUACCAGUGUCCAAGAAAUAAGAACUGUGUCAUUGACAGGGUGAACAGAAAUAGAUGCCAGUAUUGUAGAUUACAGAAAUGUUUGGCCUUGGGCAUGUCCAGAGAUGCUGUCAAAUUUGGUCGCAUGUCCAAGAAACAAAGAGAAAAAGUGGAGGAUGAAGCUAAUAUGGUCAAAGCCAGCAGACUUAAUGGCACCAUAAUUCAAGGACAGUUUAGUACAUACCAAACCAAUGGAUACAGUUUUACAGCACAGCCUUUAGCAGCGCAACAGCAGCAGCAACAGCAACAACAGCCUGCAGAAUAUAUUAAUGAAAGUCCAAUGUACACACCCACUUCCACAGUUCAAACAGCACCACAUCCUGUUCUCCUGACAAGGGUCGUUGAAGUCAGUCCAGUGAACCUUGGAAAAGCCAUUACAGAAGCACACUUGAGAACAUGUUUGUACAGCAAUGACCAGAUUGACCAACUAAAACAUCAACACUUACCACAGGAGCAAGUAGAAAUAUACAAGAGAUUGCCUCAUCGACAUCUCUGGAUUGAAAUUGCAGAUAAAAUCACAUUAGCUGUACAGCAAAUCAUUGAGUUUGCUAAAAUGAUCCCUGGAUUCAUGGAGCUGUCACAAGAUGACCAAAUCAUGUUACUCAAAGCUGGAAGUUUUGAAUUAGCACUCAUGCAGCUUUGUCGAGUGUUUGAUGCUGCUACAAAUAGAGUUGUGUUUGGGAAUAUGUUUUUACCUUUAGAAGCUUUUGCCACUCUCACUGAUGAAGAGUUCCAUCUGAUGUCUGCUAUCUUUGACUUUGUCAAAAAUAUUCAGCUUUUACAUAUUACAGAAAGUGAGAUGGCUAUGCUAAGUGCUUUGAUACUCAUCAGUUCUGAUCGCCCUGGAGUUAAAGAAGUUAGUGAAAUUCAACAACUUCAUGACAGGAUCUUGACAGCCUUAAAAUUGGAAAUGGGAGUCAACCAUGCUGGGGAUGAAGAUAUCUUAAAGCGAUUUGUGGAGCAGGCUGGGGUGCUGAGGUCACUCAGUGCAAGGCACAUCCGGGUUCUUAAUGCUUUCAAAGAAGAGGCACCAGACAUUGAGUUUCCUGCUCUGCACAAGGAGCUCUUCUCUAUAGAAACCGAGGCAGUUGUUUCCAACAUGUAAAUGUUUUGUUUAUGUCGUUCCCUCUGGCAGCUGACCGCAAGUCUUCUUACAUGUGCUCACACUCAGCAAACUGUUAGCAAAGUGGUGGAUUUUGAACUCAUAGCCCCAGAUGGACUUGGAUUGUAUGCAUGUUAUGUUGAUUACCAGAGUGCUUGUGUGAAAGUAUACAAGAAUACACUUGGUUCAACAGUAUUCUCUGGGAAACCCUCCCACAAUGUAUCACAGUAUGGCAUAAUAAUGUUUUCACUUGUUCUACUAUAGAGCUACAUCAUACCUAGUUUGUUGUCAUUCUUUAUAUUGAUAUGAGAAAAGAGAUUUGAUUUAAAUGAUCAACUUGUCAGACAAUAAUUCUUUUUUUUUUCACUUGCUUGGAUUAAGAAUUGAAUUUAACCAUAUUAAAAAAUAUAGGGUGAAAUACUACUUGCAAACUUUAUUUGUAUACUAUUUGUUUUUUUAUAUUAGUAAAAAAAAAUUUUUUUUUUUUUAAAUAUAAGCUCCGGUCAAAGAGAGAUUUUUAAGGUUGCCUAUAGCUGUUUGCUUUAAGCUGUAAUUUGUAAAGUAAAUACUCUAAUUGCAUUUUAAAAAAUGAGAAAGCAGGUAAAUUUUAUUUUUUUUUUCGUUUUCUUAGAAAUUAGUUGUUUUUUUUUCUUAAUGUUGGUGUUUGGUGAAACUACUUUGACUUAUAGAACUUGAAUUGGGUUUAUAAUAAAAGGAAAGGGGGAAAGUUGUGUUUAUCUGUAUUCAUCUUGUGCUGGUUAACAGGGCAUUAUUAAACCAUUAUUACCAUUAGUUGUGAUUAAUGUAGGCCUUGGUUGGGGGGGGGGGGUCCAAAACAUCAGAAUAAGAACAGCUGACACACUUUUUGUACCACCUCAUACUAAUAACUGAUAGAUUUCUACUUUUGGGCAUCUACUUUUUUUUUUUUCCCUAGCUAUUACUUUUUACUUUCCUGCAGUAGAUCCAACUGUUGACAAUUUAAUUCAUGCAAGCCAACAAGCUGAACACAAAUGUUCCCAACAGAAGUAGGGAUAUUUUCAGAAUUGACAUUUGGAAUAUUGUAGCAGAAAUGGAUGUUCCCUUGUUGCAGCAGUACAACAAACUCAACUGUUGUUAGCGAUACAGCAAAUAUCAGUUUUGUUUAGAGUUUUACUAGUCUUGCAUAAUUCAGUUAUAGUAUUCUGUGGUAUUUUUUUGAAAGAGCAUUUGUGAUUAUAAAAAUAUUUUUUAAUUUGUAUGUGAAUAUUAGUCUACUACACUCGUUGAAAUGUUUGUAGAAAUGUAGGUGUUACUAGUGAUUUUUAGUUGGUUUUUUUUUUUUAAUGUGACAUUAAAAAAAAAUUUUUGUUUGUUUGUUAGCAACUGAUAUUUCCUUGCACAGUGAUUGUCACUCAUGUUAGUGUAUCCAAGAUGUAGCAAAUAAUGGAGCAAUAUGUACAUUGAUAUGUGUCACUUAUUGGGCUGUAGAGAAUAUUGUACAGUUUUUAUCAUGUAUACUCAUUUUUUUAUGUACAUAACUUUAUAUUCUUUACUGUUAAUGCCACAGUAAAAAAUUUUUUUUUUUUUUUUUGCUUUUGUAGGAGAAGUAAUUUGUAUGAGAGCAGACAUUCAGUAUUGUAUAUAUAGAUCUAGUUUGAUCUUACAUUGUCACAGCGUAGUAUAUCUACAAUGACAGAUUCUUGAGUUAAUGUGCUAAACCAUUAAUGUUGCCUUUACUUGGUAAUAGUAACCAGUACAUGUACUGCAAAACUUUUUUACUUAAUCAACCAAAACAUUGAAAAAGUUCUUUUUAUAAGAAUCAAAUAUAUAUUGCAUUUUCUGCUUUGAAUUUCCAACCUCACUUAUGCAAAGUUUUAUAUAAGUAUAUAAUUAGCUGAAGAGGGCACCACAAAAUUAAUUUUUUCUCCACUAUAAGUAAGAUUGCUUACACCACUUCAGACAGUUCAAUUCUUUCAUUUAUUUGAUUUGCUUUUCUCUAUAUUUGUAGCUCAUUUUUUCAAACAUAACUUUUGGCUGAAACAAAAGGCCAUAAAAAUUGUGAUAUGAUUUUUUCCCCCCAAGUUAUUUAGUGCUGCUUAUUUCACUACCUGUUGGGUGUUGCUCUUAAUGCUGUCAGCAUAGGAAAAGGUGCAUCCAUAUGUUCUUCCAUUCCUUCAAAAUUCUUGGUCAUGGCAAUUGGGUGUUCUUCUUUAAAAAUGUGUCAAUUAAUGACAUAACAGAAAGAAAAACUGAAAGCAGCUUCUUGUUUUAAGCUGUAACAUUUAGGAAAGUUACAUUGUUUUUCUGGAGCUUAUAAUUUAUAAAUAGCUAAAACGUCUCUUACAAAGUUUGCCUUGUCAUGUGGAUUCAACUAUGGUUACAGUUAUCAAGAAUUGAAACCAUUGUGUACUUAGUUUGCAGGAUUUAAUCAACAUUGACACCAUUGUAUUCCUUUUGUCCAAAGUGGUGAUAGAGGGUAUUGGUGUCAACUCCAUUAUCUAGAAAAAAUAAUAGCAGAACAUGUUUCUUUGAAACCCACUGUUGAUGGUAGUGAUAAAAUUUAGAGAAAUUAGGUACACACCUUUGAUAAAUGUAAAUAUUGUGACUUGUAUGUAUAUAAUAUAUAUAUAUAUAUGGCAAAGAAAGCGAGAGUGUCUUGAUUGAUCUAUGGUGUGCUUCUGUACAUAAAGAGAUUUCUGCUAUUGUAUAUCAUUGUAUUGGUGACGUUACAAAACACUUGUCCCAGUUGAUUUCAACUUUGACCGUCUCAGUGGUGAGCUAACAAAGUGCUUUGAAGCAAACUCCGCCCUACUGAGAAUCCACAUCAAUGCAAGCUAAUUCCCCCCCCCCCCCCCCCCCCCCUUUAUAUAUGUCCCUUGAGUUCAGCAGCAGAUGUACUCAUUCAUAAACAAUAAUGUUUACUCUCCUUUUGGUUUUGUUCAACAAAGUAUUGAAGUUAUUGUCAUGAUUGCAUUAUAAGUAUAUAGAAUUAUAAAUAAAUAAUAUAUAUAUAUAUUGUAUAACACUACCAAUCUUACUAUUUUAACUCAGGGCUGGUUCUCCGAUAUAAAAGGGAGACUAUUGGUUUAUUUGUUCCUGCCUUUUUAAUACAGUUUAUGUUUCUCUCCCCUGCACUUAUCACUCAUUGUUAUGUUUUAUUAUUUUUGAUUGAUUCAGUUCACAUUGCCAUAUAAUGAUCCUGUUCAUCUCCUCAAUUUUUUAACAAAUCUUUUUUUUUUUUUCUGAAAAGUGUCUUUUUGAUGAAAUCUUGCAGAUAACUUUGGACAUAAGAAAGAAAUAUGCCCAUGUAAAUGGAUGAGUUGCAUAGACUUGAAGAUAUGGCUUCUUAGAUGGUCUAUGUACUCAAUGAUGUAUAUGAUCCUAAUAUAAUAAAAAAAAGAAAUGCU